Tribolium castaneum (red flour beetle) is the source of this 2266-nucleotide messenger RNA. It is a transcript of the gene Dbp80, whose product is annotated as DEAD-box helicase Dbp80. Lineage: Eukaryota; Metazoa; Arthropoda; Insecta; Coleoptera; Tenebrionidae. The transcript has 8 exons. Gene Ontology annotation, cellular component: nucleus; cytoplasmic stress granule. Gene Ontology annotation, molecular function: ATP binding; RNA helicase activity; RNA binding. Gene Ontology annotation, biological process: poly(A)+ mRNA export from nucleus. The record is from RefSeq and is a predicted model, not a curated record. The coding region runs from base 702 to 2078 and encodes 458 amino acids.
GUUUUUUUGAUUAAAAUAAAGUAUAACGGUAUAAUACCCAACAAAUCUCGGCUGUUACUCAAUUUUUAAUAAACGGGAACCGUUAUUAUACUACUCAAAAUGUUAAUUUAUUUUUCUCGCUUUAAAAAAUAAUUACAUUUAUUUUAACUCAAUUUUCCGAUAAGAUCUGCCAUAGUUGGUCUGGUGAAACUCGUAAUUUCCUCAGAAUGUCAUCUGACCAGAUUUCAACUGCGAAUAAAUAGAACACGUGCGUUUAAAUUUCUCAUAAUUAUUUUCUACACAUGAAAUAUUUAAAUGAGCGCAAUGAUGGAAAAAUGAAGAAAGCAGUGGCAUGUCUCGUAUUGUUCGAUUCCAGUGAUAAUCACACUUGAAUAAGAAUUCUACAUUUCAUGUGCUACUGAUGAUCCGUCACAUUCAGUUCAGUUGAUGAAAGUUAGUCUUUAAACGUGGCGCCAAGUUUUAACCAAUCGGGCUCAGUCUUUACCAACAAUCAAGUUUGACAAAAUCCGAUCAAUUUUUUGGGUCAUAUUUGUUGAAAAACAAUAAGAAAAAAAAUCAAAAAGUUUAAUGACUAGUUUUUGUAUUCAAUUCAGUUGAAUAAAAACAUCCUUAAUUGUGCAUUUGAACUUGGCGCCAUGUUGUGCCAACAGUAGCGGGUGAAAAUAACUAAACCGCGCAAAAUUAACCACAAAUUUGCAAACAUGUCUCAGAAGAUAGAUUGGGCUAAAUUUGCGGAAGAACAGGAAAAAAGCGUCCAAAAGAAGUUGGGCGACGUUAGUCUGAGUUCAAAUAGAAACAACUCCACUGCCGAGGCUAGUUUGCUGCGAAAAUUGAUGCGAAAUGGUCUCGUGGAAAGCAAAACUGAUAUCGAGAUCCAGAGGCAAAACCCGAACUCGCCGCUUUAUUCUGUUAAAACUUUCGAAGCCCUGAACUUAAACCCCAAUUUAUUGAAGGGGGUUUACGAUAUGGGGUUCAAUGCGCCGUCGAAAAUCCAGGAAACGGCUCUACCGACCCUCUUAGCCAACCCUCCACAGAACCUCAUAGCUCAGGCCCAGUCAGGCACUGGGAAAACGGCCGCUUUUGUCUUAGCCAUGUUAAGUCGCGUCGAUGCUUCGCUAAAGUAUCCUCAAGUUUUGUGUUUGUCACCCACUUACGAGCUGGCUAUCCAAACUGGCGAAGUGGCGGCACAUAUGGCAAAGUUUUGCCCCGAAAUCGAGAUGAAAUACGCCGUGAGAGGCGAAGAAGUUUCAAGAGGGUCGCAUUUAACCGAACACAUCAUAAUUGGAACGCCUGGAAAAGUGCUAGAUUGGGCCCUGAAAUUCCGUGUUUUCGAUCUGAAAAAACUAACAGUGUUUGUCUUGGAUGAGGCUGAUGUGAUGAUCGCAACCCAAGGCCACCAGGAUCAAUGCAUCAGAAUACACAAAAAUUUGGGGCCGAAUUGUCAAAUGAUGUUUUUCUCUGCAACGUACGAUCAACAGAUUAUGGAGUUUGCUGAAAUGAUUGUUCCCGAUUCUAUCACAAUAAGACUGAAACGCGAAGAAGAAAGUCUGGAUAAUAUCCAACAAUAUUAUGUCAAAUGCUCUGGACCACAGGAAAAAUAUAACGCUGUGACGAAUAUUUAUGGAACUGUGGGGGUGGGACAGGCGAUCAUUUUUUGUCACACCAGACGCACUGCGAGCUGGCUCGCUGAAAAAAUGUCGAAAGAUGGCCAUGCUGUGGCCGUCUUAACUGGAGAUUUAACGGUGGAACAACGUAUUAACGUCUUAGAUCGGUUCAGGUCUGGUCAAGAAAAAGUUCUUAUAACCACCAAUGUAUUGUCUAGAGGUAUUGACGUCGAACAAGUGACAAUCGUUGUAAAUUUCGAUUUGCCAAUAGACAUGCAAGGCAAGGCCGACUGCGACACUUACUUGCACAGAAUCGGUCGAACUGGACGUUUUGGUAAACAGGGUAUUGCUAUAAAUCUGGUUGAUUCACAAGAGGCCAUGAAUAUUUGUCGCGAUAUCGAGAAACAUUUUAACCGAAAAAUUCAUUAUUUGAAUGCCGAUGAUUCGGACGAAAUUGAGAAAAUUGGAGCCUGAAUUUUUGUAAUUUUUAAGAACACUACCGUCUAAUUUUUUAAUAAUAAAAUAAUAGAAAGUGUUGAUUUUUUAAAUUGCUAUGUUAAGUGUAUUAGGUAGAGUAAGUGUGGCUACUAUUUAUUUUUGAUUAUAUUAUACAUACAUUUAUAGCGAAAUUUCUUUAAUUACAUCGUUUUGUUGCUUUUCCA